UUGUUUUCGAGUUCUCAACACUACUAAAAAUUCUCUUCUCAUCAUUCAUUUUUUCUAAAAUUGGUUAUUCAUUCAUUCAUUUUUAAAAACGCUUACUAAAAUUCUAAACAUCUGUCUGGGUUAAAUCGGAAUGAUAGUUUGGCAUUUCGCCUUAGUAAUAAGUAAUUUCUUACCGCCGAAUAGAUUUUUCGUGUCAUAAGAUCAACAUUAAUCCACAACUGAAGCACUAUCAAGAUUCGAAAUGGCUAGUAUGAAAGGUAAGCAUACGCUUUAUUCAAGGUAUCGAUUAACGCGCUGAUUAAUUUUUAUUGUUCGUAUAUUAUUCAACGGUGGAUAUGUAAUAUGUACUUAUUGAAUGUUUCUAUGUUUCAUGAAUCUCUCGAACGAUGUUCCUAUCUCAGCAUUGGUUACUCUUGCAUUUACGGGAUCUAUUGGAAUGACGUUUGUAAUACUGGCUUGUGCAUUGCCAGAUGUAAAAGUUUGGUGGCCCAUGAUAGUGGUCUUAUUCUAUUUAUUAGCUCCAAUUCCUACUUUAAUUGCGCGUCGCCAGCAAGAACGAUUCGGUAAUGCGCAGCAAUCGUGUAUGGAUUUAGCCAUAUUUAUUACUAUGGGUCUAGUAGUCUCUUCGUUUGCUCUACCUAUGAUAAUGGCGAGAACAAAAGAACCCACGAUUGAAUUAUCGGCGUGCUAUCUUACUUUGGUUGGAAACACUGUGAUAUACUUCACGUACAUUGGAUUCUUCUUGACUCUAUUUCAAGAUGAUUACGGUAUUUGGAACAACACCAUUUAAAUGAAGAGUCGAUGUUUUUUGGGACAUUCAAAUAUUCAAUUGGAUACAAACAAAAAGUACAUAUUUUAUCGAAAGUUUUGCAUCAUUAUAAUUAAUUGUGAUUAUCAUAUUAAUAUCCCAAAGGUGAAUGUUCGCAUUUUAUUGAAGUUUAUAACAAGAUUAGAAUACUUUUUCAAUUUUAUUUAAUUUUUUUUUACCUUUGUAAGUAUGUAUUGUAGAUCGUCGAUUGUAAUUCUUUAGAAAUUGUUUUUUAUCUUUGGAUGAAACAAUUUUCUGGUUGUGCCUAUGCGUGCAAAUCGACGCGAAAAUUAUUAUUUCAUUUCACGAUUAUAUUAUGUUUUGUUGUGCUCUGUAAUAUUUUUUUUUUGUUUUGAUAGCUUUGCUUUAAGUUUUUAAGAUGAAACUUUCCUAUUUUCUCCCUCAUUUUAUCGUUUAUUUUAAUUUUUACUCUUGUAUAUAUGACGUUUUAUUUAAUAAUAUUACGGUUAGAUAAAUAAAACACACUAGUGUAAAUCCUUUAUAGUCAAAAGAGUCGUAGAAUUUUGAUGUUAGUUUAUUUGUUCGUAUUGUUUGGUUGCUAAGAUCGAUUUUGUAAUAAAUUUUGUAAUAAUGAUGGAGUUCACUUA
Planococcus citri (citrus mealybug) is the source of this 1416-nucleotide messenger RNA. Its product is annotated as leptin receptor gene-related protein. The record is from RefSeq and is a predicted model, not a curated record. Bases 356 to 790 code for a protein of 144 amino acids. Gene Ontology annotation, biological process: late endosome to vacuole transport via multivesicular body sorting pathway. Lineage: Eukaryota; Metazoa; Arthropoda; Insecta; Hemiptera; Pseudococcidae. Gene Ontology annotation, cellular component: endosome. The transcript has 4 exons.